GCAAUCCAUUUUCCAAUCGAGUGUACAGAUUUCUUAAAUCCAUAUACAUAUAUAUUUCUUUUUUCUAUUUCUUACGCAAGAAGGUAAGAUGUUGCCCAAUUUGAAGUCGCGCCGCAUCACGGGCCUCCAGCUGGCCGGGAAGCAUCUCGGCCCGGUGGCCAAAUGUCCGCCCCGCUACUCCGAGGAGGACUGGGACUAUAAUAACAAGAUCAAGUUUCGCAUCACAUGUGACCAGGAGAAGUUGGCUGAACGCAUUGUGGAGGAAUCGCGACGAGUGGUGGACGAAACGAAGGACACCACCAAGAACUGGCAGCGGGAAGUGGAGCAUCAUAUGCGCGAGCGCACCAGCGAGAUCCGCUUUCUGGUCGACGAGUUGAAUCGCCAAAAGAAGACAGCCGCUCUGGAGGAUGAGGCACUGAACACCUAUCGCAAUCGGGUGCUUAACUGUAUCGAGUUCCUUAAGGACAAGUCCCUGGCCAUAUGUAAGCAGUGCCUAAUCCUGCGAGAGGGCCGCAUUGGUGUGGAUCUUUGCGACGACGAGGUGGAUAGGUCUCUGCGCCGGGAGCUAAAGGUGAUCAAGGGAUGUCAGGGAUUGGCAGAUGCGGCUCUCAAGGAGGCCGAGGAGCAGAUUCGAAAGCUUCGUGCUGCCAUCUAUCUCCUGGAUCAGGAUUUGGCUGCCAAGGACAAAUCGCUGGCCAUCGAUGAGAAGAAUCUGAAGCUGAAGGAUUUCCAGCACGACUUGGGCAAGGGCCAGGAUCUCUCCAAGCAGCACUGCCAAUUCUCUCUGACUGAGUGGCAGGCGCAGACGUACGAGAAUCUGGAGGCAAAUGCCAAGGCUCUGGUAUCCGCCGGGCAGCUCCGAGCCUACAUCGACCUGCUCCUGAAGCAGGUGUGCGAGGAUAUGCAGAAUCAGACGGAUCGAACCAACGAGUCCUUUGAACGGCGCAUCGCCGAGACGAAGCACGUGAAGCAGUGCCUGGAGAACAAACACAAGGACACCAUGGACCACAUCCACCAGGUGCAGCGCAACAUGACGGAGCUGGAGAAGGAGAUGAUGGACAAGCAGAGGGCAAUCACCCUCUGCCAGACUCGGCUCAGCAACCGCGCCCACCGUCCCGGAUUGGAGCUAACCUGCGAUAUGGUUCAGGAUGCGCUGUACAACGAGCUGCAGGCUCUGAAGGCCUCGGUCUGCAAAUUGAACCAGAAGCUGAACGAGAACAAGGCCUCCAUGCGCUACCUGAUGCACGUCCAGGUGAUGCAGGAGGAGGAGAUUAACAUUAAGGCAAAUACCUGCAAAAUCGAUGAAGUCGACUGCAUGACACUGCGUCAGGCCCUCAAAUAUCAGACUUUCUAGGCCAGCAGAUCGGCUCCACCAGUACCAGUACCAUUUCCAGUACCAGUCCCAGAUUCGCACCAGUAGUUGCAGUCACACUCGCGUCCUGCACGCAGUCAGCCACAAUUAAUCAAAUUAGAUGCAGCAUGUAUGUGCAUUUCGUGUUCGAUCCCAAAUUACUUAAUAAAUUGAAAUUCACUUUCGAUUUCCAGUUACCAA
Molecule: messenger RNA, 1552 nt
Organism: Drosophila ananassae
Lineage: Eukaryota; Metazoa; Arthropoda; Insecta; Diptera; Drosophilidae
Product: tektin-1
Exons: 3
Coding region: 89-1354 (421 amino acids)
Biological process (GO): cilium assembly; cilium movement involved in cell motility
Cellular component (GO): microtubule cytoskeleton; nucleus
Source: RefSeq, a predicted model, not a curated record